AUGUACCGCGACUGUGGCUGUUCCGAUCGCCGAUUUCCUCAAAAUAGCGCUCCCUGCAAUCGCUUCUUCAUCGGGUCAUUAUUACCGAAACCUCGGCAUUUAAUUGCCCGCACGGGCCAAUGGUUGGAUCAGCAGAGUUCUGGCCAAAUCGGGCUCCCAAAUGGAGAUGACCAGGUACAGUUCGAUCGGACAUCGAUCACAGGCUGCUGCUCGGAUGGCCACGUCCAACCUACACAACCGGGCACAGUCCGGUCGGCGUUUCGCUUCCCUCCUGUUCGUCCUCCCACGCUCAGCCUCCCACAUGUCCGCAGCCCAUCUCUUCUGUCUCGAGUUCUAGCCGUGGAGGUAGUUGUCGAGCCAACCCCAUGA
Protopolystoma xenopodis is the source of this 369-nucleotide messenger RNA. The record is from the annotation of a GenBank genome assembly. NCBI's taxonomy places the organism in Eukaryota, Metazoa, Platyhelminthes, Monogenea, Polystomatidea, Polystomatidae.